UUAAGAUGCGCAAACGUCAGACAACCGGUCACUUGAAUGGGUCGUUGCGGUUGCGGUAACAUGGUUAGUUGCCACAAUGGUCGCGCUGAGUGUGGUCGUGCUGUCGUGCCUAGCCCUCGCGGUCGCCACCGACGUCGACCAGUGUCCAGGUGGUCGAACAAUUGAAAACCUCAGGAGCGAUGUUGUUCUGAUGCCUUGCAAAAAGCUGCCAUGCAAGCUCAAGAAGAACACGAGGCAACACAUCACUAUCAAAUUCAAACCCGAUAAGGAAAUUAAGGAGCUGAAGAACCACGUGCAGGCGGAGGUGUUCGGAGUGCCGCUGCCUUUCGUCGGCGUGGACGGGCAGUCCUUGUGCGGCAAGAUUGAAAAUGAGGCCGGGGAGAAGGUCUCCUGCCCGCUGUCUGCCGGCAAUACCUACAUCUACAAGGACUCCUUCCCCAUCGAAUCCUUUUACCCAGAGAUAGCAGUAAGGGUGCACUGGGCUCUGCGAUCGCACGGGAAAGAUGUCACGUGUUUUGAAGUACCCGCUAAAAUAAGCAGCUAAUGUAGUGGAGAAGUUAUAGCGAACAGGCACAAUAGAAUUUUGUAACUUAAAAUGUCGCGUAUGAUCAGAGGUUUAUGGUUUAAUUUAAAUAAGUAUUUUAAAUUGUUAAAUAACAAAUUGUUUUAAAUUCCGUCGAGCUGAUCCGCUGAUAUGCCAUGAAGUAGGUAAGUAAAACAGCAUAGAAAGCUCAAUAUCUCGAUUCUAUCCAUGUCCAUGCUUUGGCAUGCAAAUGGAUUGCAAUAAUUAUUUUAAUAAGUGGAAGACAAGUGUUUAAUAAAACCGCUAGUACUUA
Molecule: messenger RNA, 836 nt
Organism: Leguminivora glycinivorella
Lineage: Eukaryota; Metazoa; Arthropoda; Insecta; Lepidoptera; Tortricidae
Gene: Npc2b
Product: NPC intracellular cholesterol transporter 2 homolog a
Exons: 3
Coding region: 77-544 (155 amino acids)
Biological process (GO): sterol transport
Molecular function (GO): sterol binding
Source: RefSeq, a predicted model, not a curated record